AUGGUUCCUGCUGCCGCGCUGGCACGCAUGGGCCUGCGGUACAGUUUGGUGUGCGCCGUCGUCAAGACUACAUUCACGCUCCUUGAACCGCAAGAGGUGCAAGCCAUUAUCCCAUCCAAACGAACUACAUACACACGCUGGAUCGCAUCCAAGUCCCGCAAGCGCGCCUUCCAGGGCAGAGCCAUUCAUGAUAUCCAACUCCUCCCCACUGGGAAGGAUUCAGCCAUCCUCUGGCUCGGGGACAGGCGCCGCGCCAAGAAGGUUGUCCUGUACAACCACGGCGGAGGGUACGUCAUGCCCAUGAUGCCCGGCCACCUGGAUCUCUGCUGGGAGAGCUUUGUCUCCACUGGAGCCGAAACGGGCGUCGAGGUCGCCGUGGCGCUGCUGCAGUACACGCUAGUACCGCGCGGCAGGAUGCCCACGCAACUGAGCCAGGUCGUUGCCGCGUUCAACGAGAUACGCAGCCAAGGUUUCGCUCCUCGGGAUAUCAUUGUCGGCGAGGAAUCUGGUGGCGGUAACCUAACGAUGCAGCUCGUUGGCCACCUGCUGAAGGCGCACCCGGAUGUGCCGCGGGUGACCCUUGGUGAGCCGUUGGCGGGAGUGGUGUCGAUGUCGCCUGCUCUCGGAUCCAACGGCACCACCAGGUCGUUUCAGGAGAACGAAAAGUACGACAUGAUCACGGAGCCUCCUGUUCGCAAAUUGGCGGUCGGUAUGCUGUCAGAGGGGGAGACAGAGAAGCUGGAGUUGGUUGAUAACCCAUGGGCACGUCCGCUAGACUCUGAUCCUGCGGUUUACAGCAGGCUUGCAGAAGUGACGGUUAAGAUUUAUUUCAUGACGGGCGACCGCGAGCUGCUCGCUGAUCACGCGCGCUUCAUGGCGGGUCUUGUGAAGAAGCAAGCCCCUGAUGUCAUUGUUGCCUUGGACGAGGUUGUUGGCCAGCCGCACAGUGGCAUCUUGUUGGAAGCUCUUGUUGGAGAGGUCGGUCAGUCUACAAAGAACAUCAAGAAGUGGUUCAGGGAGGUUAUUGCUGCCAGUUAAUACAGUUUAGAAAGACUGUAGACCGCAAUGGAGCUGUAUUUAUGUAAUUUCGGUUCUAAAUAAAUUUUGAGGUAGAAUGUAUCCGGCAAUUACACUCGAA
This is a messenger RNA of [Torrubiella] hemipterigena, 1138 nucleotides long. Lineage: Eukaryota; Fungi; Ascomycota; Sordariomycetes; Hypocreales; Clavicipitaceae. The record is from the annotation of a GenBank genome assembly.